Messenger RNA from Rotaria sp. Silwood2, 1518 nucleotides. The record is from the annotation of a GenBank genome assembly. NCBI's taxonomy places the organism in Eukaryota, Metazoa, Rotifera, Eurotatoria, Philodinida, Philodinidae.
AUGCUUGCUAACGAAUCAGAAUUUCGUGUUAAAGUAGCUGUUCGUGUUCGACCAUUUUUACAACGAGAAAAAUCACAUGAACAAAAAAGUUGUAUUGCAAUUCAUCCACAAACUAAUCAAAUUGUAUUAGGCGAUAGACGAACAUUUAAAUAUGAUUUUGUCUUCGGACCUAAAACUCUACAGGAAGAAUUAUAUCGAACUAGUGUUGAACCAAUGCUUAAUAAUGUUUUUGAUGGAUAUAAUGUUACAAUUUUUGCUUAUGGAAAAACAUAUACAAUGACAGGUGGAAAUAUUUUAUCAAUUGGAGAAAAAGAUUAUGGAAUUGUUCCACGAGCUGUUAAAACAAUAUUUGAUACUGUUCAAAAUCGACAUGAUUGUCGAAUAACAAUAUCAGCAUCUUAUUUAGAAAUCUAUAAAGAUGAUAUUAUUGAUUUACUUGAUGUUAAUGAUAAAGAUUUAGAUGUUCGAGAUGAUGCAGCUGGAAAUACAGUUGUUAUUGGAGCAAGUGAACAUACAUGUCAUUCAAUUGAUGAUGUUGUUAGUUUAUUAAAAAAAGGUUCCAAUGUUAGACAUACUGGUGCAACACAAAUGAAUGAUGAAUCAUCUAGAUCACAUGCUAUUUUUACUUUAUAUAUUGAACAACGUCUUCAUGAUAAAAAUUCUCAUGCAAAUACUGUACAAGCUUCAUUUGAUGGUCUUGUUAAACCAUUAGAAUCAACGUUUGACGAAAGUUAUCUUUCUGCUAAACUUCAUUUUGUUGAUUUGGCUGGAUCAGAACGUGUUGCACGUACACAAAAUACAGGUGAACGUUUUCAAGAAUCAAUACGUAUUAAUUCAGGUUUAUUGGCUCUGGGAAAUGUUGUCAGCGCUUUAUCUGAUCCAAAAAAACGUACCGGUGGUCAUAUACCUUAUCGUGAUUCAAAAAUUACUCGUUUACUCAAAGAUUCACUUGGUGGAAAUGCUAAAACAUUAAUGAUUACAUGUGUUAGUCCAUGUACGGCUGAUCUUGAUGAAUCUCUUAAUGCACUUAAAUAUGCACAUCGAGCAAGUCAAAUUCGAAAUAAACCUAUAAAAAAUGUCGAUCCAAAUGCUCAACGUUUUAUUGAAAUGCAAAGUGAAAUUACCCAUUUACGAGAAGAAUUAGAACGACAACGAACAAUUAUAUCACGUGAUGGACAAUCUAGUAAUAGUCGACGAUCAGCUGGAUUCAAUAGUAUUGAUAAUUCACGUCGUUUAAUUCAAACAGCAUAUGUUUGUUUUCAACAAUUAAAUGAAUGUGAAGAUUUAAAUGAUGAACAAAAACAAUGGAUACAAACAUGGAUGGAUGCUGUAUCAAAUGAAAAUACAGAAGAUUUAUGCAAUGAUAUACUUACAUCUCGAGUAACGAAUUUAGAAAAUGCUUUACAUUCGGCAAAAGAUGAAUUAAGAUCAGAAACACAAAUGCGUGCUAAACGUGAAAUGAUACUUGAUCGUUUACAAGAACAACUUAAAGCUAAAGUAAUAAAUAAAUAUCUAUAA